Molecule: messenger RNA, 3044 nt
Organism: Sinocyclocheilus anshuiensis
Lineage: Eukaryota; Metazoa; Chordata; Actinopteri; Cypriniformes; Cyprinidae
Exons: 16
Coding region: 12-3044 (1010 amino acids)
Molecular function (GO): zinc ion binding
Source: RefSeq, a predicted model, not a curated record
CAGAGAGCACCAUGAAUUUAAACAACUUUGUGGUACUUCCCAGCAAGCCCAAGUCAAUGAAGUUAAAUGUCAGGAAUCUCCGGGAACUGCGUAUGGAAACAGUGCAGCUGGAUCAACAUGCCAAGGAGAUGGAGAGAAGACUGGAGGAGCUCAGACAGCAUAUGAACCAGGAGAAAGAGGAGAGGGAGAAGAUGGGAGCUUCUCAUUGGCGUUCAGCACAGCCCGGGGUUCAGAGUGUUAAGACAAACAAGGAGAACGCACCUCACGGAGUAAGACUCUCUCCAGGCAAGAUGAAGAUUAGAGUGCUGAAGGACGAACCUGUGCCAGCAGUACAGGAGCAGGUAAUAGCGGAACGAGCCGCCAAGGUACAUGGCACUAACAGGAAGCUCAACCUGAAAGGAAAAGUCUGUGGACAGUGUGAAGUUCAGUUGGCCGGACUGAUGUGUGCAGAAUGCGGAGAGGAUUAUUGUGUGGGCUGCUUUGUCAGAUUCCACCAGAAGGGGGCACUGAAGCGCCAUCGUAUGGUUCCCGUACAGGCAGAGCUCCAGACCCCUGUCAGCACUCGGGAUGUGUUGGGCCUCCUCCAGCAGCAGGUAAGCGGCAAGGAGAAUCAACAAGGUGCAUCCCCCAAAUCUGCUGAUGAAAGUGAAGCUACAGAGAAAAGAUCAGCUCCUAGGAGCCUUUGGCCCAUUUCUGAAAACCAAAUACACCACACACAGCCUCAGGUGUUGUUCGUGAAUGACGGUGUUGACGUGGAGGAUGAGGAGGCUGGUGAGGAAGAGGACAGCUCUCUGCUGAGAGGAGGCUUUGAUGAAGAAGAGUCAGCCAGGUCCUUCCAGGAGGCUCGGAAAGAGUGGAGAGAGAGAGGACAGAGACCAGUGUCUGUGAUGGAAACACAAACAGAGAAAGGAUCCCAGCCGUUAAUUUAUGUGGAGUUCAAGGAGGACACUUUGAGCUACAUGGAGAAACUCCUCUUGAAAAAGCACCGCAGAGGACAAAUUGAAGAAUUUCAGCCCCGGUCUGUCGUCCAACGCCAACCGGAACCACCCACACCUCCACCCACAGAGACGGAGGAACUGAGCCGAAAACUGACAGCAGAGCGGAUGGAGUUGCAUAAAUACUUUACCUCUCUCUUCACGAUCGCUCCCGCUGAUGAUGCUGUGUCUUCUUCUGACAACCACUGUUUUUAUCACUUUAAUUUCUCCAGAAGAUGGCUGGAGACGCUACAUUGUACAGAUCCUUUGGAGUCAAGCAGGGAAAUGAGAGCAAAAUGUAAGAAACACAAGAUCAAGGCAAAAAUGAGACUUUUUGAAAGGAAGCGACAGAAAAGUUCACAGUUUGCAGCUGUUGGAAAUGAAGAUUUAUCUGAAGGAGGAGAUUUUGGAUAUUUGGUCUUGCCUUCCACACCGUCCUUCUCAGAGAUGACCAAAGAAUCCUUCAGUGAAUGUAAUUCUGACACAAAAAUCAACUCUUCUCCUGAGAUGUGGCCGCCGUUUCAAGAGGCCACACAAUCUUCGUCAUCAUUGCCAAGAUCAGAAAGCUUCUCUCCACUUCAAACGAGGCUUCAGAGAUCACAGCACCUGUCGACUACCUCAGAGCCAUUUCUGUUGAAUUCACAAACAGGAGGCCAGAAAGUGGAACUCAGUGACUCUCCAAAACCAAGUCCACGGACGAGAUCUUCUUCAGCAGAACAGGAUAAACCCUCAGAGCUUCUGCCAACAUCAUCUCCUUCACUCCCAAAAACCAAAUUAAAUCAAACUCUCUUAGGCUUUGAGGACCAUAUUUCCACUGUCAGCCCCUCUCCUGGUAGAGUGCCGUCUGUUAGGUCUUCUCAAAGUCAUUCUCCUGCAUUUCUCAUCUCUAAACAAAGUCCAAAACCUCCAGAUUCUCCAUCCCCAAGGUCUAGAUCAGCUUCCUCUCCAGUCAACCCAAUCCAAUCCAUACCUGCUCAUUCAACACCUGAUUCUAAACCAAAAUUAGCUCAGCUGUCUUCAGAAUUUGCUAUCACUUCCCCAAGCGCCGCAGUUCCUUCAUUAAAGCCAUCACCUAGAGAAUCAUCACAGUCUGCAUUAGUCUCAGAUAGAAGUACAUCUGCUAUGCCUACCUAUGACUCCAUCAGGUCCUCUACGCCGAGAGCUGAAUCCUCUCAUACUGACGGGCACCGUUCACCUCCGGCCUCCAAAUGGUUAAAGGCCUCACGGAGGUCACCCAAAACUACAGUGCUGUCCUUACAGCUGAGCAUGUCAGAUUCAGAAGAGGAAAUGACAGGUGAAGAUGCUUGCCUGGUGCCCAGUGAGGAAGACUCAUCUGAUGAAGAACUGAGACGAAUCACAGAUGCAGAAGAACAAAAGAAUGGCUUUCCCUCUCUGUGUCCCACCACAACCCCUCUGGCAGACCCUCAUUUCACUUUCACAAACCUCACAAAGUCAGAACAUGACAACAUAGAAUCGGACCUGUUUACAGGAUCUUCUCAGGCCAUUCAUUCUGUAGCCCAGCGACAGGACAUCCAGUCGGGGCAGUACCAAGACCUAGAGGGGAUCCUGACUUUGGGACUGGACCCUGGAGUCCUGCAGCCCAGCCCAGCUCCAGCUCAAACCUCUAGAGAAGAGCAGAACCACACAGGGAGUUUGCUAGGGCAGGAGUCCUGGAGAUCCAGCAGCAGUCUUCAGCAUCACGCAGAGGGAGAGCUGGUCACUGCGCUGAUGAACGCUCAGCCCAUCAAUAGCACCCCUCGUCCGUUCACACCAUGCCGUGGCAGAAUGUCAUCACAGAGGCUGUGUUUCUCAGGCACCAUAAGCAGAUGUUCUCCAAUCUCUUCUCGGCCCCUGAGUGCCGGGACUCAUAGUCCAGACCCGUCAAACUGGCCUCUGUCUCGUGCCGCUCUGGAGAUCAUGGAGGUCCAGACUGUGGAACAGCUCGAUCUCCAGGACUCUGAUGAGGAUGAGGAGGAUUUCCUGGCUCUGGCCUGCCUUGAGGAAGAAUUCAGAAAUAUGAGCACUACACAAUUAAAUGAGGGUGAGGAUGGACACAUUCCAGUGGAUUAG